This is a messenger RNA of Botrytis cinerea B05.10, 2623 nucleotides long. RefSeq lists its product as hypothetical. Bases 147 to 2336 code for a protein of 729 amino acids. The record is from RefSeq and is a predicted model, not a curated record. NCBI's taxonomy places the organism in Eukaryota, Fungi, Ascomycota, Leotiomycetes, Helotiales, Sclerotiniaceae. The transcript has 2 exons.
GGUAUAUUGUUGUACGAGCAUCUGCAACAAUUCAACAUAGCCAUAGCGUCGUCAUCUACGAAUAGGAGUACGGAAUUUUAGGACUACAAAAUUCUACUCUAUGUAGUAUUAUCUUUAUAUACAAACAACAUCUUUGCCUUUAAAGCAUGCUUUUUAAUACUGUUGAAGAAUCCGUAGCCGCAUAUGAGAAAGCACUGCCACAGCAGGGUUGCUGGAACCCUGGUUCGAACAUUGCGCAAUCACCGAUAUCCAGUGAUCAGGCAUCGCAUUCCUUUGGUAAUGAUUUGAAUAAUCCAAAUUGCUUAUCACACAACAUUGUUUCCGACAACAACCUCGAUGAUUUAGUGCUCUUUCCCAAUGGCGAAGUCCCAAAUUACGGUAUUGAGUUCUAUUAUGACCCGCUUGCCUAUCAAAAUGGGGUGGACGAACUUACAUCAAAACCCACAGCGGGGUCCUCCGAUAACCAAAACCCCUCGCAAUGUCAGAUCACAACUCGAAGAUUGGGUAGUCCGCAGCCGACUCAAGAAUCAUCAAUCGCUGAAGUACGAGACCACCCUUUCGGUUUCCCUAACCAAGCGGAAUACAAUCAAUCUGAAAUGCCAGAACAGGCCGAAACACCAAUAAAUUCACAACAUAUGCAAGCAUUUUCGAGAGCUGGAACCAUCUCUGGAUCGGAUCUUGCAAAUCAUGACCUUGAAACAAACGAGAGCAACUUGAAGGAGUCCACAGAAACUCACGGGCGGAUAUUCCCACUUCGACGAUCGACUAGGAACAAGGGAAGUUGUUCAGCGAGAGGGGCUGGGAACAUUGUUUCCACUAAUCAGACAACAAAAGUUCUAGAGUCAAUGGUUCAAUGCUCCAGUCAAAGGCUAGCUGAUUGUCCCGCGAGUCGAAAUUCCUCAAUUUCUGCAGGUGCCGAAUUUACCAGUGACAAUUUUCGAAGUAAGCUAUUCGACAAAGUAUACGGGAGAACAUCAGAGUUUGGAGAUAAGCCCCUGAGUCAAUCAUUCGUCGCCUCGGAAAUCAGAAAAGCAAUACAGGAUAUCUAUCGCGAUGCUGGCUUCAGAUGGGAGACUACGAAAAUGGAAAGCUUGGCUGGAGAAUCUAUACUCGAGAUCAUUCGAAACGAAGAUAUACCUUGGAAGGAUAUGAAGCCUAUGAAAAUUGCGGAAUCAGUCUACGAGAUCUACUCCAAAGUAGAAUGUGAUCAGCCUAUACCGCAGCGUAUUUCUUCUAGAAUACAGAACACAAGGACUUCAUUCUCUGAUUUGGCGCCACAAACAAACAGAAACCCCUCAAUCUUUUCACGUUCGUCUAAGCGUCGUAGCGAUUAUGAAGGUUCCACGAGUGUCACUUCCUCUUUCAGUAAGCGGCUCAAAAUCCCCUCGGAUGAGUACAAUUGUUACUAUGACCAUUGUAACGCAAGCGUGGAGGUUAAAGGAAUUGGACCCCACAACAAGAUUCAUAAUCCUUAUGAGUUUACGGCUUGCAUUGUGCCUGGUUGCCCGAGGAUAUUCCCCAGGAAGGAGACUAUGAAAAGUCACCUAAAUACCAAAUCUCAUAAAGGUUACCUCAAAAGUCUCUCAGAAAUUGAGAGGAGCAGCAUAUCAAAACGGAUCAAGGAAAAUACUUUUAUAAUCACAGACCGAACCCACGACCACUGCACUUUCUGUGACAAAAAGCUUCCUCGAGGUUCUUGGAAGAAAUGUUGGAAGAGCCACGUCCACAUCUUGAAACAUUUGAGAGCAUCUACCCCCUUGGUCUUCCAGCACUUAUGCUCGGACAAAGACAGUUGUGGGAAAAAAGAGUAUUGGAAGACGAGCUCCUGCAUCCUACCAGAGAAUCGUAAGAAAGUUCCGGAUAGCGAUUAUGGUGACUCUGAUUGUGAAGUACAAUCAGAGAUUGAUGAGGACAAUCUUGAUUGUUCAGACAACGGAGAUAGCACGGAGCCACAAGAAAGACCUGACAUAGAUAGCUAUGCCCAAGGACCUAUCACUCGAGACUAUCGCGACAGGAACAAAAGCUUCAGUGGUAGUUAUCCGGGAAAUCGGAGCCCAUCUGAAUAUAGAAGUCCCUACCACAACAUGCAGCCUCCAAGGGUUCGGCUCAUGUCUGAUAGGUUGGACUCCUCUUCUGACACAGAGUCAGAUGUUGCAAUCUCUAGAUUUCUUGGUGAGAAUCCAGAUGUCGAGUAUUACAACAACUACACUCUUCGGGAUCCAUCACACGUACCUUUGCGGCAUGGUACGUUGAAGUCUUCCAUAGAUUCAUGUGCAACAACCGUGGAACAAGGAGACGGCGAUGCGACGGCCCAACCAUCGACGACACGACUCUGAUUAUAAAAUCUUCCGCGGAAAUGCCACUCGAAGUGCCUCUCUUUUCCUUUGCUUGCCUCUUCCCAUGGCGUUAUCGAUUAUACUUAAAUUCUUACGAAGCUUUCUUUGGUGCGUUCAUGGAGAUCGAAACUCAUUGUAUGUCUCAGAUGGGUAACGACAGAUGAAAUUUGAGGGUCCUCAAUUGCCUAGAUAAGGCGUCAGUUCGACUCGCAAAAUCGAUCAAUACAGCUUAGAAUUAACAGUUUGAGAUAUAUAAGAAAUAAUUUUUAUAACAUGAUUUAUCAUCA